Messenger RNA from Nakaseomyces glabratus, 1683 nucleotides. RefSeq names its product sphinganine kinase LCB4 (gene LCB4). Lineage: Eukaryota; Fungi; Ascomycota; Saccharomycetes; Saccharomycetales; Saccharomycetaceae. The record is from RefSeq and is a predicted model, not a curated record. Gene Ontology annotation, biological process: sphingosine biosynthetic process; phosphorylation. Gene Ontology annotation, cellular component: cytoplasm; membrane; intracellular membrane-bounded organelle.
AUGAGACAUGAAGUUGCUGUGAGGGCCACAGUCACUGAUGCCGGUAUAAAGAUUAAGUCUCAGACCAGAGGGUUUUGCUGUCCUGAAGUGGUUCAUAAACCACAGGGGUUAUCCUCCAUUCUCGGUGGGUGUUUCUUAUCUUGCUGUGCACCGUUGGGAGUCAAUGACGCAGAACUCUCUUUAGACCCGGACAAUUCCACCUUCUCCAUGGAUGAGGACAUCGCUGAAGCACCGACAGUUUCCGAUACUAUUCCCUUUGGCAGGAUUCUGGGUGCCCGCUACAGGGAUUCAAGCGCUAAUUCACAGACUCACGAAACUGAGGGGUUGCUGCACGGUAUAGGGCAUCAACGGUACAUUGACUUGACUUACGCAUGCAUGAAGGACCACCAUGUGGUUCCUUGCACAGUGCCGUUACAGAUUGAUUAUGUACCAAUGGCUCAUGAGAACCCAGACUUGGUGGAAUUGAUAAUAGAGAAAAGUUAUCAAAAUGUCAAGAGAAAUAGAUCAAUUCUUGUCAUAAUUAAUCCACACGGUGGUAAAGGCAAAGCAAUGCAUAUAUUCAAAAAGAGAAUUGAACCAAUAUUGAUCGCUAGUGAAUGCUCCUUUGAAUUAAUGGAGACUAAGUACUCCAGGCAUGCAACUGAUAUUGCACGAGAGAUAGACCUAGAGGAAUUCGACACUAUUGCUUGCGCUUCAGGGGAUGGUGUACCAUAUGAAGUUAUUAACGGAUUAUACAUGAGAGAAGAUAAAGUGGAUGCUUUUAAUAAAAUUACAGUAACACAAUUGCCUUGUGGAUCAGGUAACGCCAUGAGUAUAUCUUGUCAUUGGACAGACAACCCAUCGUUUGCCGCGCUAUGCCUUGUGAAGUCUGUCGAGUCCAGGAUUGAUUUAAUGCUAUGUACUCAACCUGACUCCGAAGAUCCUGAACCUAAAUUGUCGUUUCUAAGCCAAACAUAUGGUGUGAUCGCUGAAUCUGAUAUUAAUACUGAGUUUAUAAGAUGGAUGGGCCCUCUAAGGUUUGACAUUGGCGUGGCAUUUAACGUUCUACAGAAGAAAUGCUAUCCAUGCGAUAUCUAUGUAAAAUAUGCGGCUCAAUCCAAAAGAGAACUGUCUGUACAUUACACCAAAAAUAAAACCACACAAUAUUUGGAGUUCGAAAAUCUCAUUACAGAAACGGAUACUGAGAGCUCCGAUUCUGGUAUACCGGUGGAGAAUAUUACAGAAGAAAAUCUCAGGAUCAAGUAUCCUGUUGAAGAUGGCAUCCCUAAUGAUUGGGUCAAACUUGAUGACGAAAUAGGUAAUAAUUUGUCAGUUUUUUACACUGGAAAGAUGCCUUACGUAGCUGCAAACACAAAGUUCUUCCCCGCCGCACUACCAGCGGAUGGUACAUUCGAUAUGAUCAUAAUGAAAGCCAACUUACCUGUUGCUAAAUCCUUUCCUAUAUUGUUGUCGAUUGAUAAAGGAGAGCAUGUUCUCGAUUCAGAAGUUAUUCACAGUAAAGUUUUGGCCUAUAAGAUUAUUCCAAAGAUAGAAAACAGUCUAAUCUCAAUAGAUGGUGAGAGAUUCCCUUGUAAACCACUACAGGUUGAAGUAUUACCAAAGCUGUGUAAAACAUUACUGAGGAAUGGUAAAUAUAUUGAUACUGACUUCGAUAUGCUAUGUGCUGAUACGAAACUACCAUAA